AUGGGCUGCAAUUUGUGCACCUUGCAGAAACGGGAGGAACACUACAAACUGCUGUAUGAGAUUGCACAGGUGAACGGGCGCGACUUCUCCAAGGUCGACCAUGACGAGGCAGUGGUGGAGGCCAUCAGGCGAGACCCCAUUGUUGUCCAGGUUCUGAGGCGAACCCCCACCAGAGCCACUGCAGCUGUCGCGAACAACCACAGCGGCACGCCACAGGAUGUGUGCGUCGUCGACGUUUGCACGCAAACAGACAUCACCUUUGAGCACAUCAUGGCACUGGCCAAGCUUCGGCCUGCUACCCCACCCGUCCCUGACAUCUGUCCCUUCCUUUUGUCUGACAGCUGUCAUUCCAUCCAGACCAUGGAACAUGAGUUUUAUGAAUGUCCAGAGUACCUGUCCAACACCCCAGCAGAGUUGGAGAGGACUGAAGAGUAUGAAUAUGAGGAGGUGGAGCUGUGUAGGCAGAACAGCCAGGAGAAGCUUGGCCUGACGCUGUGCUACAGGACCGAUGAUGAGGAGGACACGGGCAUCUAUGUCAGCCAGGUGGAGCCAAACAGUAUAGCAGCGAGAGAUGGGCGCAUCAAGGAAGGAGAUCGUAUUUUACAGAUAAAUGGCUGUGAGGUGCAAGACAGAGAGAAAGCUGUUGCCUUGUUGUCAAGUGAAGAGGCAAGGAGCAUUAUACUACUGGUGACAAGACCAGAAAUCCAACUGGAGGAGGAGGUAUGGCUGGAUGAUGAGCAACAGGAGCUCGUGGAAGAGCUGAAGAUGGAGAUUCUGGAGGAGAGGAAAAAACAGAGGGAACAUAACUUUGAUAGGGGUGAUGAGCAUCAAGCUGAAGAAGAGAUGACAACAGACACUGCUACCUGUUCCUCCAAUAAUCAAGACAGUGGGUUUGGACGCAGUACAGACAGUCCAGAGCACCAACCCCUACUAGCCAAACUUCACAGGAGGAGUCCAGCCCACUGCCUUAGAGACCGAUGGCGGGCGGAGCAUCCACACACAAGACGAGGGACCGUAGUGCCACAGGACACCCAGAGUCAAAGGACGGUGUCCAAAGGUCAUGAAGGGGUGGUCAGUAUUCGCAAUGGUGGUGGUGGGAUCCUAGGUUUAGAGAAUCGCUUCCAGCAACUUCUGGAGCUCAAGUGUCAAAUCCGAAAUGGAGGGGAGUGUGGAGUGUACUCCAUUCGACACAGCAUAGAGUGUAGCCUCACUGAGCAGGGAGGAGGGGAUGGAGAUGGCGUGGAUAGUGUAGGAGGAGGUGGAGGGGUGGAGCAAGAGUUGAGGAUGCUCAAUGAGGAACUGCGCAGCAUUGAGCUGGAGUGUCAGAGCAUCAUGCAGGCCCAUCAGCUCCGCCAGGCCCACCAGCUGGACCCAUCACAGCCUGCACCUUGCUCACCAGGACGAAGCCCCAAAGAUGGACACAAGCGGCACGGCAGGCUGGCCGACAUCCACGAACACCCAGAGCGGUCGGACAGUGAUAAGGUCAGAGAGAAGGACAGCUCCAGUGCCUACAACACAGCGGAGAGUGCACGGUCGACGCCACUUGGUAUGGAGAGAUCUCCUGACCACUCUCUGCAGAGACACAUCAGCAUUACCAACCAGAAAAACCUCAGACUGGCCACUUCCACACCCUCCAGUCCCAUCCCUAUCCCCAAACCCCAGGGUACACCCACUCGAAGUAGACCAGCAGACCCAGGUCCCGUAAUUUCCAGCAGCCCAGACCAGAGCAAUCCCUCCAGGUCUGAGUCAGACCCUGCCCUGCCUGCAGACGAUGAGAGGUGUGAGAAGAAAGGGAGGGGCAGAGAUUCCAGGAGAGGGCUUCCCUAUGGUUGUUCAUAUCAAACAACCCCCUAUCAAGGCCAGGGAGGAUCCAGGCAGCUUCAGAGCUACAUGCAGCUGCUACAACAGCAUUCAUCCCUGGAGUAUUCCCAGAGUCAGCUGAGUCUGCUCAGUGUCUGUCGAGAUCCCGUGCACCGGAACGGACGCCCUGGGGAACCCCGUCUAGAGUGGAAGGUCAAAGUCCGUGCUGACGGCACUCGCUACGUGGCCCGGAGGCCUGCUCGCGACCGCAUCCUGAGGGAGCGGGCGCUGAGGAUCCGAGAGGAGAGGAGCGGAGGCAUGACCACAGAUGAUGAUGCCAUGAGCGAGAUGAAGAUGGGCCGCUACUGGAGCAAAGAGGAGAGGAAGCAGCACUUGGCUCGGGCCAGGGAGCAGAGGAAGAGGAGGGAGUUCAUGCAAAAGAGCCGUCUCGAGUGUUUAAGGGAGGGACCAGCUAGCGGCGCUGAGGGCAGGAAGGAGAUCAAUAUCUUAGAGCUCAGUCACAAAAAGAUGAUGAAGAAACGAAACAAAAAGAUCCUUGACAACUGGAUGACCAUCCAGGAGUUGAUGAGCCAUGGGGCCAGAGUCCCUGAAGGCUCUAAAGUACACAACGCCUUCCUAUCUGUCACAACAGUCUAA
This is a messenger RNA of Toxotes jaculatrix (banded archerfish), 2457 nucleotides long. It is a transcript of the gene pdzrn4, whose product is annotated as PDZ domain containing ring finger 4. Lineage: Eukaryota; Metazoa; Chordata; Actinopteri; Toxotidae. The record is from RefSeq and is a predicted model, not a curated record. The coding region runs from base 1 to 2457 and encodes 818 amino acids. Gene Ontology annotation, molecular function: protein binding. The transcript has 9 exons.